AUGACGGACUCGGAUGCAAAGACUGCGGUAUCAGCGAGCGUUAAUGCGCACGGCGAUGAUGACCAGACCAACUAUGGCCACGACUCCGGAUCGGAUUCGAUCGAUUUGCGCGACGAGCUCAUCAAUACGUCUGACGUGGACGAUGUGCUCGCCAGGAAAAUGGCCCUCGUGAAUGCCGCAAUCGACGAGAUUGGCAUGACCCCGUUUCAAUGGAAGCUUUUCUUUCUGAAUGGGUUUGGAUAUGCUGUUGAUUCGCUUCUCGUCGUCUGCCAGUCUAUUGCCCAGCCAGCAGUUACCCAGGAGUUUGGCAAUCCUAGCCAAUACAUUGCUGGUGUUUCUCUUGCUUCUCAGGUUGGCCUUCUUGUCGGAGCCGCUGUCUGGGGGUUCUCAGCCGACGUUAUUGGCCGGAAGCUCGCAUUCAACACGAGCCUCUUUUUAUGUGCUGCAUUCGUGUUGAUUGCUGGUGGAAUGCCAAACUAUAUUUCUUUCUGCGCCAUGGUUGCUAUCUACUCAGCUGGGGCAGGAGGAAAUUACAUUCUUGAUGCGACAAAUUUCCUCGAAUUUCUGCCCGUAUCGCACGCCUGGCUCGUCACCUUUCUAGCUGUUUGGUGGGCAGUCGGGUACACCAUCACUGGGCUGUUAGCAUGGGCAUUCAUGAGCGACUAUAGCUGUGCACCUGACGCUACUGUCACAGAAUGCACUCGAGCCGAUAACAUGGGAUGGCGAUAUCUGCACUUUACCUGUGGGAGCCUCGUGCUUGUCCUAAGUGUUCUACGCUUGCUUCUUGUCCGUAUGGUACAGACACCCAAAUGGCUAACGAGCCAGAACCGCGAUGAGGAGCUUUACCGAAUCCUCGUCGAUUUGUCAGAGAAAUAUAAACGACCAUUGUCUUUGACAUUUGAGAAGCUUCAAUCCCAGGGACGUGUCCUUCACACAGAUAAAUCCGUAUGGUCUGGUCUCCGACUCAGAAACCAUUUUUCCGGUUUGUUCAGCACCCGUCGACUGGCAUAUUCUACGAUUAUGAUCAUCAUCAACUGGCUACUAAUCGGGACUGUUUCACCACUAUUCGGUGUCUUUUUGCCGUAUUAUCUCAAGUCCCGCGGAGCACAAACCGGGGAUGAUUCGAAUUAUACCACCUGGCGCAACUAUGCAGUCAAUCAAGUGGCCGGUUUGAUCGGGCCUAUAAUUGCCGGAAUUCUGGUUGAAACACGAUUCAUAGGACGAAGAGGCACACUUGCCAUCGGCGCCGCGGUUACAACUGCUUUACAGUUUGGAUACACGCAAAUCAAAACCCCAGCACAAAAUCUGGGGGUUUCGGCGGCUAUUUCGGCGGCGUCGAAUAUCUACUAUGGAACGAUAUAUGCGUAUACUCCGGAAAUUCUACCAACUGCUCAUCGUGCUACGGGUUAUGGGCUUUGCGUUGUUCUGAAUCGGAUAGGUGGCAUUGUUGGCGUGCUGGUGGGUAGCUAUGCCAAUGUAGAGACUGUUGUGCCGCUGUGGAUUUGUGCUGGGUUGUAUGGCGCUUUGAUUAUUACUAGCUUGUUAUUACCAUUUGAAAGCAUGGGCAAGAGAAGUGUUUAG
Messenger RNA from Talaromyces proteolyticus, 1581 nucleotides. RefSeq names its product putative sugar transporter. NCBI's taxonomy places the organism in Eukaryota, Fungi, Ascomycota, Eurotiomycetes, Eurotiales, Trichocomaceae. The transcript is spliced from 3 exons. Gene Ontology annotation, biological process: transmembrane transport. Gene Ontology annotation, molecular function: transmembrane transporter activity. Bases 1 to 1581 code for a protein of 526 amino acids. The record is from RefSeq and is a predicted model, not a curated record.